This is a messenger RNA of Plectropomus leopardus (leopard coralgrouper), 2321 nucleotides long. Lineage: Eukaryota; Metazoa; Chordata; Actinopteri; Perciformes; Serranidae. The record is from RefSeq and is a predicted model, not a curated record.
GCCUGGUUUGGUGUAGUGGGCAGUGGUAGCAGCAGUGGUAGCAGGGCCCUCCCUCUGUCUCUGCAGAUAAAUACUCGCAGCCUGCCUAUUCCCAGGCAUGGAUGACGGUUGCACUCAGACAUGGCACUGCGACAUUAUACUCUCGACUUCAAGCUCUCUACGGCAGUUGACUCUGCUUCGACAGUUCCCGCUCUACUGUCCAUAUUUCAUGAGCAGGAAAUGACAGAGACUAUCCACGAAACAAAUGGGAAUGGAUACCUUACUUCCUUUAUUACUUCAUUUCUCAGGCUUGCUAUUCUGCGUGUGCACUCCCAUGGGUUGAUCACCGUUGAUCUGCAGUGUUAUGAAGAGGAUAACAUUGCACAAGUAGACAAUCUUUUAAAUGCACUGGAAACAAAGCUAAAGGAGAUCUUAAAUGGCAAUAUCACAAGGAUUAAAAGGCUCCCAGCCCUCGUACGAGGAGCCGAGGUUGACAGAUACUGGCCGACAACUGACGGCAGACUGGUUGAGUAUGACAUGGACCAGGUGGUGUAUGAAGAAGACUCUCCAUACCAAAACAUAAAGAUAUUGCACUCACAGCAGUAUGGAAAUGUCCUAAUACUGGAUGACGACUUAAACCUGGCAGAGAGUGAUUUGGCGUACACCCAAGCCAUCAUGGGUAACGGAAGAGAGAAUUAUGCUGGAAAAGAGGUGCUGAUAUUAGGAGGAGGUGAUGGAGGCAUCCUUUUUGAGAUGGUCAAACAAAAGCCAAAGAUGAUCACCAUGUUGGAUAUUGACCAGAAGGUGAUAGACGCGUGCAAAAAGCACAUGAGAGGAACUUGCGGCAACGUCCUUGACAACCUGAAGGGAGACUGUUACCAAGUACUAGUUGAAGACUGUGUCCCUGUGCUGAAGAAAUAUGUCCAGGAGGGGAAGGUGUUUGAUUACAUAAUUAAUGACCUGACUGCAAUCCCAAUUUCCACAGAGCCAGAAGAAGACUCAACGUGGGAGUUCCUGCGUCUCAUUUUAGAUCUGUCAAUAAAAGUCCUGCAUCCCUCGGGGAAAUAUUUAACACAGGGUAACGCCGAGACCAUGACAGAAGCACUGCGCCUGUACGAGGAACAGCUGAGGAAGCUCUCGUGUCCCGUAGGGUUCUCCAAAGAGGUGGUGUGUGUGCCCUCCUACUUGGAGCAAUGGGUUUUCUACUGCAUAUGGAAGAAGUAAAGACCUCUGGACUUUAUCUGCUUGAAUCCCCAGCAGCUGGAAUGUGAAUGCUCCUCCCAUUUCUGCGGUAGCCUUAAAGGUCUGUUCAGACUGAAUGUAACAUGAACAUUAGAGGCGACACAAAAUUGAAUGAAUUAAAAACAAAAAGAGUCUAUGUGGAUAAAUACUUAACAAACUUGUUGCAGUGAGUGCUGUGUGCUAUGUGAGCUCCAGCUGACUGCUAAUAGCUAACAUCUGGACAACAAUCGUCUGUUUUCGGUUAACAAGCAUGGAUUGCAAAACACUCCAGCAGUCAAGUUAAGUGUGAGUGAACCAAGAUGAAAAUUGAAUUUGCAUUCAGUCUGAGCACAUCUUAAGGGGUACAAUGGCGUUUUUAUUAUCCCCUUUCCAUUAACCCCGUUCUGCCCGAAUCUUCCUUCUCUUUGUUCCUGUUUUAGUUGUGUUUACCAUUGUUUGCUACAACUUGACCGUUGUAUUUUGUUUGUUACUUGUUUUGAAUUGUCCAUUUGCAUGUACUCUGCAGGAACUGUUAGCUGUUUAAACAGUGAUUUGAUACACUGAUAAUGUGGUGUAACCCACCUUCUCAUCAGCAGGCGUGUGUUCUCUUGUUUUCCUUAGGUUUUCUAAGGUUCUUUUCUCUUGAGCUAUGAGCUCCUGUUGUGUGAUAGGCCAAUGUAAAGGCUCAGCACAGCUGAACCGAGUUGCUUUUAAGCUCCAUUUUUGUUACUGCCUCUCAAAUGUGAUUGAUUCUUUCAGGUUGUAUCAAGGCAAUGUGAUCAUGCCCAGCGAGACUGAAGUGUUUAAGUCCAAAUGUGUUUUAAAAGGGAAACUAUUCCACCACUUAAAUGCCACCUUUGUGCUUGUGCUGUUUUUAUGUCAUGUUUUAUUAGCACCUUUUGGUUUCUCCAAUAUAUUUAAAGUUUUUUUAAAGACUGUAUUAGGUGCAUGUAAAGGACGGUGAAUGUAGCUUGCAUAUACAGUACACAGCACGUUUACACGUGAUCAACCCUGUGGGACUCAGUUACAUUUAUUUAUUCAAUAUUAUUUCACCAAAUGCUGUUCUGUCCCACUUGAGAUACUUUCUGUGAACUCUACAAUUAAAAGUGUUUUGGGGGAAA